Messenger RNA from Phragmites australis (common reed), 2740 nucleotides. RefSeq names its product probable GTP diphosphokinase RSH2, chloroplastic. The transcript has 6 exons. The coding region runs from base 441 to 2564 and encodes 707 amino acids. Gene Ontology annotation, biological process: guanosine tetraphosphate metabolic process. Gene Ontology annotation, cellular component: chloroplast. NCBI's taxonomy places the organism in Eukaryota, Viridiplantae, Streptophyta, Magnoliopsida, Poales, Poaceae. The record is from RefSeq and is a predicted model, not a curated record.
CCCCAGAUUCUUCUGCUCACGCACCCGAAAUCCACACCUCACAAACCACGCAACGGAAGCAGCGGCCCACAAAAAACACGCGCAGGAGGAAGCGCCCCCCUGUGCUCGCCCUCAUCCUCUUAAUCCCACGGAUUCGCCGGGUUAAUCUCGCCAAGGUCGAGCCUUGACGCCGAAUUCGUGCUCUGCAGCUUCGAUUGCCCCCAGCGCGCUGCGGCUUCGUCUGUAGCGCGGGUUGAUUAGUUGGUUCUUGAUUCGACUCUUGUCCGGGAAGCUGAGACUGCGAGCUCGUCCAAUUGGCGUCGCCAAGGUCGGAUUUUCGACGUCAAAUUUUAGGUCUGCUUCGUAGGCGGCAGCGGUUUCGGUUGUUUUCUGCUCGGAAUUGCUGAUUGGAGGGAGCGGCUUGAUUUGGUAGUUCAGAGGCUGCUCGGCUCCUGGCGACCAUGUCCGUGCCGGCGAUAGUCGUGUACACCAGCCCGCCGGGCGCCGUAUACGCGCCGCCGGAGCUCGAAGCGAGCUCACGUGGAUCGGCGCCGUGCGCGGCCGCGGCGUCCCCGUCGCCGGGCAGCUCCCACCGCCACGCGGCCGUCGCCGGCGGCUUGUCCUGCCUCUUCUCGUCCCCGUCCGCUGCUCCGCGCGCCACGGCGCACGAGGAGCUCGGCGCGCUGUGGCACGACAGAUCCGAUGAGCCGACGGUCGCCGGCGGUGGGGGUUACUCCUACACCCAGUCGUCGUCGCCGUUCAAGCUGCGGGACUAUCUCCAUCGCAGUCCGGUGUCGCUGUUCCACAGCCCGGCCUCCUCGCCGGCGUCCAGGAGCCCGUCGGUUUCUUGGCUCGCCGGCCGCGAGCGGGGACGGCUCUUCUCCAGCUUCGUGCGCAACGCGCUUGGCUCCUGCAUUGACUACGCGCCGGUCGCCAGCCUGCCGCUGGGCGUCCCCGCAGCCGCUGGUGUGGACGCCGCCGAGUUGGCCUUCGAGCUCGACGAGAACCUAUCCGAGGCGGAACCGUCAUGCGAACCGUACGCUCGUGACCUCCUCGCCGGCGCCCAGGCUCGCCACCUCAUCUUCCACGACGAGCUCGUUGUCAAGGCCUUCUUCGAGGCUGAGCGGGCACACCGUGGCCAGAAGCGGGCGAGUGGUGAUCCAUACUUGCAACAUUGUGUGGAGACUGCUGUGCUUCUGGCCAAAAUUGGUGCAAAUGCGACGGUAGUUUCCGCCGGUCUUCUUCAUGACACAAUUGAUGAUUCGUUCAUGGACUACGAUCAUAUCUUCCGGAUGUUUGGCGCUGGCGUGGCUGAUCUUGUUGAAGGGGUCUCGAAGUUGAGCCAUUUGAGCAAGCUUGCUCGGGACAACAAUACUGCAAGUAGGACUGUUGAAGCAGAUCGCCUGCAUACAAUGUUUCUUGCAAUGGCUGAUGCACGAGCUGUUCUGAUAAAGCUAGCAGAUCGUCUGCACAACAUGAAGACACUAGAAGCUUUGCCUUUGGUCAAACAACAAAGGUUUGCUAAAGAGACUAUGGAAAUCUUUGUGCCUUUGGCCAACCGAUUAGGAAUUGCUACCUGGAAAGACCAGCUGGAAAAUAUUUGCUUCAAACAUCUGAAUCCAGAGGAGCAUAAGGAGCUUUCCUCCAAGCUUGUGAUAUCUUUUGAUGAAGCACUUCUCACUUCUACUCUAGAUAAACUGGAUAAAGGUCUCAGAGACGAGGGCAUUUCAUAUCACAAUCUUUCUGGGAGGCACAAGAGUUUGUACAGUAUAUACACCAAGAUGAUAAAGAAGAAAUUAACAAUGGAUGACGUCCAUGACAUCCAUGGCCUGCGGCUCGUCGUUGAGACAGAAAAAGAUUGUUAUCAAGCACUUGACAUUGUCCAUGAACUGUGGCCCCAAGUUGCUGGAAGAUUCAAGGACUACAUAUUGCAUCCGAAGCUGAAUGGGUAUCGAUCAUUGCAUACCGUCGUCAUGUGUGACGGUGUCCACCCAUUUGAAGUCCAGAUCCGAACAAAGGAAAUGCAUCUACAGGCAGAAUAUGGAUUUGCCGCUCACUGGAGAUACAAAGAAGGUGGUUGCAAGCACUCCUUUGUACUCCAAAUGGUGGAAUGGGCAAGGUGGGUGCUCACAUGGCAAUGCGAGGCAAUGAGCAAAGAGCGGCCCUCAGCUUUAGGCAGCUCUGUUGGAAUUAGGCCACAAUGUCCUUUUCCCCUGCAUUCAGAGGAUUGCCCCUAUUCUUACAGCCGGCAGUGUAACCAUGAAGGUCCCAUAUUUGUCAUCAUGCUUGAACAUGAUAAGAUGUCUGUCCAAGAGCUCCUCGCAAACUCGACUGUAGUUGAUCUAAUGGAGCGAGUUGGGGCCAAUAGUCUGAGAUGGAGCCCUUAUAGCUUCCCAUUGAAAGAGGAGCUGCGACCGAAGGUGAACCACAAGCCAAUAAGCGAUCCAAACCGGAAGCUCUGUAUGGGCGACGUGGUGGAGCUGACGCCUGCCCUCCCACAUGAGUCGCUGACCGAGUACCGGGAGGAGAUCCAGCGCAUGUACGAGCGGGGUGGGUUCGCCCUCGCCACCACCCCAAGAAGCUGACACCGCCGUGACCAUGCUAUGUUAACCUGUUGUACAAUGCCCUGUAAAUAUGAAACUAACUAGAUAGAUUUGCAACGCGUGUUGUGUGGGGGCCAUUGUAGUCACGAUUGAACAACUGAUAAUUAAAAUUGAAAAUGAGAAAAAAUACUAACGGUUUAAAUUGAAAUGAUUUUGAA